Molecule: messenger RNA, 663 nt
Organism: Etheostoma cragini (Arkansas darter)
Lineage: Eukaryota; Metazoa; Chordata; Actinopteri; Perciformes; Percidae
Product: receptor-type tyrosine-protein phosphatase beta-like
Exons: 5
Coding region: 1-663 (220 amino acids)
Biological process (GO): angiogenesis
Molecular function (GO): cadherin binding
Source: RefSeq, a predicted model, not a curated record
AUGGUCAUCCCGUCUCCGGUCUCGUCUCUCCGGGUCCAGAGUUCAGGACGGACGGACAGGCUGGCGGUCAGCUGGCAGCACGGAGACGGCAGCUGGAGCAGCUACCAGGUGUUGUUGUACGACGGUUCUGGGUCCACUCUGGGGGCCCAGACCCUCGGGGCCGAGCACAGGAGUCACAUGUUCUCCGGGCUGGUUGCUGGUAGGCUGUACCGCGCUGAGGUCAUCACACACAGCGGGGAACUGACCAAUAACGUGUCAGCCUUCGGACGCACCACUCCAGAACCGCCCAUCCACCUGUCCGUCAAACAAGGCCCGACCAAUGACACGAUAGAGCUGUCGUGGUCCGGUCCCGCCUCCGGGGACUACGACAGCUUCGGCCUGCAGUGGACCCCCCCCGACAGGCUGUCAGUCACACAGACCCAGGUGACCAGCCGCGUCCUGGGCGGGAUGUUUCCGGGGCGACUGUACAACUUCACCGUGGCGACCAUAAGCGGGGGCGGAGCCCCGGACAGGCCCACGGUCAGGAGCCAGCCAAUCCAGAGGAACGUCAGGACAAGUACGUGGGGGGGGGGGGGGGGGGGGGGGGAUCUGAGCCACUUUAAAGGGACGUUCCACUCAAAGGAGGACAGAGCGGCAGAGACGGGUCCUUUACCGUCCCGUUGA